Molecule: messenger RNA, 2397 nt
Organism: Megachile rotundata (alfalfa leafcutting bee)
Lineage: Eukaryota; Metazoa; Arthropoda; Insecta; Hymenoptera; Megachilidae
Product: xaa-Pro aminopeptidase ApepP
Molecular function (GO): metalloaminopeptidase activity
Source: RefSeq, a predicted model, not a curated record
UUUCUGUUAGUGUUCAAGGAACAACGAGAUGGAGGGAUUAGUGCCGUGGUUCCUGGUUUUUAUAUGCGCUUUGGGUUUGACGAACGGAUACUAUCUCCAAAACGAAAUCACGAAUCCACAUCUCAACUACAAUGGAGCAAAACGAUCCCACUGUCCAGAAACAGCGAACAAACCUCCCAACAGACAAGACACCUCAUUAAGAUUGAAACAACUUCGAACAGAAAUGAGGAGAACCACUUCCGUUCAAGGUCCACAUCUUGAUGGAUAUAUAGUCACUUCUGACGAUGCACAUCAGAGUGCUUCAUUGGAUCCUCAUGACAUGAGGCGAGAAUUCAUCACUGGAUUUUAUGGCAGCGCUGGUGAGGCUGUCAUUACCGUGGACAAAGCUGUAUUUUGGACCGAUGGAAGAUAUCAUAUUCAGGCAGAUCAACAGCUUGACUGCAAUUGGAUACUAAUGAAACGUGGCAGAGUCGAUGUCCCAAGCAUAACAGAAUGGCUGAAGUACCAGUUUCUAAAUCAAGAAAUAGCAUAUAUUGGCGCUGAUCCAACUCUCGUUUCAGCCGUCGACUGGGAAGUGUGGGAAGAUGAAUUAGCAAAUUCGUCCGUGCGAUUGGUCCCCGUGCAUAACAACCUGGUAGACUUGAUCUGGCAGGUUGACAGACCAACUUACAACCAAUACCCCGCCUAUCCGUUGCACGACAAAUAUUCCGGAAGACCAUGGCAAGACAAGGUUCAAUCGGUCCGAGAAGAAAUGCAGAAACUCAAAGCCGAUGCGUUAGUUCUUACUGCGCUCGAUGAAAUCGCCUGGCUCUUCAACAUCCGUGGAUACGAUUUGCCGAAUACUCCUGUUCUCAGAGCUUACGCGAUUAUCACGAUGGGAUCGAUACAUUUGUUCGCGCCACGGCAAAAGAUUCCACGCUCUGUCGAUAUACAUCUGAAGAUGGAUAUUUGUACGCACGCAAACUGUGUCAAAUUACAUGAGUACUCCUCAAUCUGGCGUGAGCUGCAAACAAUGUCUCAACUGUGGAGCACAGUAUGGUUGCCAACACGUUGUGCUUACAGUCCAGGUGCCUCCAUGAAAAUAUUUAACUCGAUCCCCCCAAAGAAACGCUUACCAGAACCAUCUCCAGUACUAAAUAUGCGAGCCCAGAAGAACAAGGUAGAAGCCGAAGGCAUGCGAAGGAGUCACCUAAGGGACGCGGUAGCAAUGUGCGAGUUUCUGGCUUACAUGGAAGAACAAUACGAAUUAAACUCAGACAGCUGGGACGAGAUGCAGGUAGCCAGACUCGCGAACGAGUUUCGAUACGAGCAGGACAUGAACAAAGGCAUCUCUUUUCCAACCAUCGCCGGGUACGGACCCCACGCUGCCAUCCCCCAUUAUGAACCUAAUAAUCUCACUAAUAUAAAAAUUGGGACAACGUCUACGUUAGUGGUGGAUUCUGGAGGACAGUAUCUAGACGGGACAACGGAUGUGACGAGGACCCUCCAUUUUGGGACGCCGACGGAGGAGCAGAAGGAAGCGUACACCAGGGUGUUAAUCGGUUCGAUAGAAUUGUCAAAGCUGGUUUUUCCGAACACUUUGAAGUCUAAUCAGUUGGAUGUCGUUGCUAGAGCACCUUUGUGGAACGUCAGUUAUGAUUACCUGCAUGGGACUGGACAUGGGAUUGGGCACUUCCUGUCUGUCCACGAAUCACCCAUUGGUAUAUCGUACAUGCAGGCGAUAUCCGAGGAAAUAUGUGGUCCCGUAGAAUUAAGACCAGGGUACUUCAUGUCCAAUGAGCCAGGAUACUACAAGGAAGGAGAUUUCGGUGUACGUUUGGAGAACAUCAUAGAAACCGUAGAAGCAGGAAGAUCAAAAAAUUCUGAAAUUUUUUUAAAAUUCAGAGACGUCACUCUGGUUCCGUACGAGCCAAAAUUAAUCGAUUACAAAAUGUUAAAUCCAUCACACAUACAAUGGUUAAAUAACUACAAUAGUCGAAUUAGAGACGAGGUGGGUCCAGAAUUGAAAAGGAGAUUAAAAAUAGACACUUUACGCUGGAUGCUGAAGAAAACUGCAACCAUUCCAGAGUGGGGUCUGGUCAACAAAGGAAUGUCUUUUGGCCAGUCUCAUUCAUCACCUUCCACUUUUAAACAGUUCCAUAUAUUAGUUUUAAUUGUUUCCAUUUAUCAUGUUAUAUCUAGUAUAUGGAGUUAAUUAAAGACGGAAAAAAUAUGGAAAUUUGUAAAACUAGUGAACGCAACUAUAAUAAAAUUUAAAAGUUCUUUACAAAGAAAGCAAGACGCUUCGUAAUUACAAUAAGAAUUGUAUAUUGAAGUUAUGUUACUCUGUUUUUAGUAUUACUGCCAAUUCAGGAUACCUUGUUUCUUAAUGAUUACUUUGUUAGUAGAAGAUACCAU